CAUGGAGCGCGGGGCUGUGAGGGACAUGGCGGCCAGGCUGGGGCUGCGCGGGACCGCCCUGCUCGGGAAAGCUGAGGAGUAUCUGCGGCUGUCCCAGGUGAAGUGCACGGGGUUAAUGGCUCAAAUGACGGCGACGAGCAGCGCUGUGAUGUGCCUGGACCUGGCGGCGAGUUUCAUGAAACAACCGAUUGACAAAAGCUACUGUGUUAAACUCUCCGGGUUGAACAAGAACACCUACCAGAACUCUAUGAAGUCCUUGGAGUGUUUGCUGGAGGUGAACCCCAGGCUGGGAAUGCGAGACUUGGCUGUGCAAUUUUGCUGCACGGAGGCAGUGAACAUGGCUGCAGAAAUACUUCAGAGGUAUGAAUCCAGCCUUUCUGAAGCACAGAGGAUGGACCUUGAUUUCUCAAAACCACUGUUUUUAACGGCUUCACUAUUCACUGCAUGCAGGUGUUUGAAGCUAAAAGUGGACAAAACUAAAAUGGUGGCUGCAUCUGGAGUGAAAAGAGCAAUAUUUGACCGACUGUGCAAUCAGCUGGAGAAGAUAAGCCAGCACCUCAGAAAAGAAGAUGUUCCACUGGCUGCAGAGGCACCUGAAAGCCUGCAGACCUGCCUGGAGCACUGUGAGCAGGAAGAUGGAUCUGAAGAUGAUGAGGAGAAGCCACAUAAACGGCCAAAGACUGAAACAAAGCAGGACUAUGAAGAAUGGAAAAAGAAAAUCCUGGAAAAUGCUGCUAAGGCACGAGAGACAAAUAGUACUGCCUCUGUAAUGCCACCCACUAAUGCAACUGCUGCUUGCUCUUGAUCUUAAUCUCUCCCUGUGCUCUAAUAGUAGUUCCAGUAGCAUGAGUGAUGGCUGCCUGGUAGCCAGCUACCUUAUUUGGUUUUUAAGUAGUGAAGAAUGUUUUUUUUAAUAAAAUGACACCAGGAUUGAGGUGAUUUUACAGGAAGCCUGUCUUGACUACUCACCUUGCUGGUACCUGAGCAGCUUUGGCAUUAAGGGGGUAAAAUAGCUUCAUUCUCUUGCUGCAAGAAGCAGGGAACAUUCUAAUGCUACAUUCUAAUGCCACUUAAGUGUGUAAAUAAGUUAUAAGUUACAGGCCCUUGAGCCCCUGGCUGGAAGCAGUCACUGAAAUAAGAGGGCAGGGACUAAUGGUGCCUUGUUAAACUGCAAAGCCAGCAGAUAAGUUAAGAUUUUUUUUUAAUUGCUUUUAUUUUUUUACUGUUGAAGAAACACUGUUUAGUAACUGAAUUUGACGUAUUUUCCUGUGUAUGGGAAUGAAGUCUCUUGUGCUUUUGUAAGGGGUCCCAAAUAUUGCAAGAAACAAUAAAAGUACUGGAAGGAAAA
This is a messenger RNA of Neopelma chrysocephalum (saffron-crested tyrant-manakin), 1348 nucleotides long. RefSeq names its product origin recognition complex subunit 6 (gene ORC6). Gene Ontology annotation, cellular component: nuclear origin of replication recognition complex. Lineage: Eukaryota; Metazoa; Chordata; Aves; Passeriformes; Pipridae. The coding region runs from base 2 to 805 and encodes 267 amino acids. Gene Ontology annotation, molecular function: DNA binding. The record is from RefSeq and is a predicted model, not a curated record. Gene Ontology annotation, biological process: DNA replication; DNA replication initiation. The transcript has 7 exons.